Messenger RNA from Stylophora pistillata, 1997 nucleotides. RefSeq lists its product as uncharacterized. The record is from RefSeq and is a predicted model, not a curated record. Gene Ontology annotation, cellular component: vacuole; membrane. Gene Ontology annotation, biological process: regulation of intracellular pH. NCBI's taxonomy places the organism in Eukaryota, Metazoa, Cnidaria, Anthozoa, Scleractinia, Pocilloporidae.
CUAGUAACUAACAUCAAGGAAAUCGGCUCAAAAACAGAGUGCCUCACAUCGACAAAUGGCAGCCUUCGAAGGUUCAGAUGCUUUAUCCGCGGUUAACAGAUGUAGAAGGAAGCGCCUCGUAUCGAAGACGCACAAAUUUUGAGAGAAGAUUUGAAUCAGUCUAGGCACAAUAACAACAUAAUUUAGUGGCCUUCCACGUGUAAUCCAGAGGAAAGUUAUCAUUCUGUCCCUUGCCGUAAGGAGCAACUUACAAUAAUGGAAGACGAAACGGAGGAAAGACCCACGAAAACUAUGAAUUUAUUCUCCGCGAACUCCGAGACAGAUACAUCGCGAGAAAAGCCAAUGACGAUUUUUGCUUUCUUUGUUUUCGGCUUCUUGAUCUACGCGACCUACUCACUAAUAAUUUCAGGCGCUCAAGAUAUUCUGACCGGAACGUUUGUGCCAACAUCAGCCGUACUAGUUGCCAAUGUCGGACCGUAUUUUAUCAUAACUGUUGUAGCACCAUAUUUCAUCCAAAAGAUCGCUUAUUUCCCGCGCAUACUGGCCAUAUUUUUUCUCAUGGUGACUGGACUUACAAUGGUAGUUGCCGCUAAACGGGUUGGGGUGAGGUUGUUGGGAAUUUCUCUCUCCUCGUUUGGAUUUGGUUUGGGGGAAUUAUCUUUCAUUGCCAUGACGUCGUUCUACCAUGAUACAGCUGUUUGCGCCUUCUCAGCCGGUACGGGAACUGGUAUAUCAAUGGCACCACUUUAUUACACAGCUAUGACAACGUGGGCUUGCAUUUCUCCUUCUGUGACCAUCUCCAUCAUGGCCGUCAGUUUGGUUUUCUUGCUGAUUUUCUACGCUCUGAUGGAGAGAAAGCAUGCUCAGGAAGGACAAGGUGCGGCGAAGGGAAUCACACAUAAAGACAUUCAAUAUUCACCAAUUGAUGAAGAAGAUCAAGACACAGAGCCCAGUGAUGAUCUUUUAACAUGGAAGGAAAAAUGCUCAGCCAUCAAAAGAGUUUGGCUGAUUAUCGCUUCCAUAAUCAGCGCGUGGAUUGCUGAAUACUUGAUAAUUCAAUCGGUUAUUACAACUAUAGCGUUUCCGAGCGCUCCUUUUCCUCCUCGAGACCAUUAUCAGUAUUACAUCUUCGUCUUUCUCUUCGGAGAACUGUUCGGUAGAUCGUACUUAAUCGUUCUCUCCUAUAUUCUGCCGAACUUGGCCCGAAAGCUUACGGUGCGUAGGAUAUGGUUCCUCUCAGCGGCGGAGAUUUCUCUCUUAGUUUUCUUUUUGCUUGCAGCCUGGUACCGCUUUUUGACUGGUGUUACGAUAGUGUUAAUUCUCUCCUUCAUCGGCGGUAUCAUUAUCGGUAUCAUGUAUGUGAACAUGUUAUCGGUUUAUUCCGAGAUUGAAGAUCCGAGAGCCAGAGAGUUUGUCCUCGGUUACGCUUCGGCUGCCACCGGCGCUGGUGCGAUCACCGCUGGCUUGCUAGGAUUAUUAAUAGAGCCAUGGCUGCGUAGUCAUUGUUUAACAGUUGCUGUUAACGGCAGCUUUUGCUUCACUCGGUUGCAAGGUGGUAGAGUUUGUAAAUGAAGAGAUUUCACCACUACAUCAAGAAAAAAAAAUUCUUGGAGAGGGGGGGGGGGAGGGGUGCUCUUCUCUCGGGAUAGUACCAGAUUUAAGGAUAAAUUCUCCUAGUUCACUCAGUUCCCGGGUCUAGAAAGGAUCGUCCUCUCUUGUUCGAGUAUAGAAAAUUUCCAUAGACUUAAGGAAUAUACCAAAAUUUUAAUGCUGUUCCUUUCUUGUACCGUGAAAAUGAAGAGACCUGAGUUUACAAAAAAGCUAUAGGUGUAUGAUUUUGCAUUUGUCUGUGUGUUUAUCAUAUAAAUACAGCCAAGUGCCUCUGAAUUACGAAAGGCAUAUUAGGGCUCAGUAGGGUUUGAUCUUGCUUGGUACGAGGAAAGGUAGAGGACACUGUAAGUAACAAUGAUUUACUGAUCGAACAAAUAAACAUCUUA